This is a messenger RNA of Vicia villosa (hairy vetch), 8651 nucleotides long. RefSeq lists its product as uncharacterized. The record is from RefSeq and is a predicted model, not a curated record. Lineage: Eukaryota; Viridiplantae; Streptophyta; Magnoliopsida; Fabales; Fabaceae. The transcript is spliced from 31 exons. Gene Ontology annotation, cellular component: 90S preribosome; nucleolus; small-subunit processome. The coding region runs from base 87 to 8213 and encodes 2708 amino acids.
CGUUUCCAACAAACCCCUACUCAAUUCUAUACUAGGAUUCAUCUUCAACCUCUGCUGCUGCAACUUCCACACCCUAUUCUACGACCAUGGCGACGCCGUCACACGCUAGAGCCGUCAAGUCUCUCAACAAAUCCCCUGGCCGUGGCCGUUUUAAAUUUCAGUCAGUCUCUGAGAGAAUAGAUGACAUCGAAAUCGACGUGUAUACAAGUCUUGAACCGAUCAAAGCUGUGCCGAAGGAAGGUUCUUUUUUCAGAGACUACCUAAUGGAAUGGAGAGAAUUGAAUACAACGGAGGAUUUUAUCUCAUUUUAUGAAGAAGUUUUGACUUGUACACAAACACAUUGCCUCGUGCUGUUGCAGAAGGAAUUAUUAAUCUCAAAGCUACUUUCUAGGUUACACAUGAAAGCAAGGCUAUCCCUUGAGCCGCUUCUUGGGUUAAUUGCAGCUUUAUCUAGAGAUCUUUUAGAGGAGUUUAUACCGCUAUUUCCAAGAAUUGUUGAUUCUUUAGUAUCUCUUCUAGAAAGUGGUGCUGAUAGGGAGCCAGAUAUAAUUAAGCAGAUCUUCACGUCAUGGUCAUGUGUUAUGAUGAAUUUGAAGAAAUAUCUAGAACAAAGCCCAUCAGAAGUGCUUAAGGCCACAUCAAAACUGAGGUAUUAUCCAAAGAAAUAUGUUCAACAAUUAAUGGCAGAGGCAAUGUCAUUUGUUUUGAGAACGGCCCCAUAUGAUCAGCUCAAAAUAGGAGUUAGAAUAGUCCUCGCCGAGGCAGUGAAGGAGCCAUCUUCAUGCCGAGAGUCUGGUGUUGGAUUAUUGCUUUAUAAUAUCAUGAAAGGUUACUCAUCAAGGCUCCAUUCGAAAGCAGAGCGAGUGUUACAGUUAUUGACAAGCGAAACAAUUUAUACCAUUGCUGAUGGAACCGACCAAGAGUCAAAAACCAUUUUGAACAUCAUAAAAUCCGUGUUCAAGGAAUUAUGCGAUACAAUGGAGCCCAAAGAGUUGAAUUUGGUAUGGACUUGCUUAUAUAAGGAAGUGCAUGAGUGUGUUAGUACUGGAAACAUCAGGCAUUUAAGACGCAUUUUAUCGGUGCUUGUCUCAGCUUUAAAGGAGCAAAAAGGUCAAAAGGUGUCGGAUUAUAAGCCUAUGCUUGAACUUGUCCUCUUGCUUGUGCGCUCAUAUGUCACAUCUUUGGGUGUUGCCAAGUCACAAGAAGAUACACGCUUAGUUGUUGAUGAAGUUUUGGAAUUAAUGUUAGCUACUCUCGAUGGACUCUGUAUUUACAACGAAUCAAUGAUAUCUGAGUGUGCUACCCAGUGGGCUCCAAUUUUUAAAUCACGAAGCUCAAGUUUGCUACAUUUCAUUGAAAAACUGCUACAGAAGGAUUCCUGUUUACUUGCUUUCAAAAAUAAUGUUAUAAGUGCAAUAAAUGAGUUAAUGGAGAUUUCAGAGGAGGAGGUCAUACAGCUAUUACAAUCCUUCUGUGAGAAAAUGCAAUUGGAUAUACAAGACUCAGACUUUGUAAACGGAGAAAGUGCAGACGCAUUAGUUAGGAUAUGCAAUAAGUUGCAAGGGACUAUCCGUUCUUGGAUAGAAAAAAUAAAUGAUAUUGCACACUCUGGCGUUUCUUGUGAAAUUGAUGAAAGAAAGUUGGCACUGCUGUGGGGAGUUGUGAACUGCUAUUCUUAUAUGUCUAUUGCUGACGCCGUUCCAUCUUUGUUGGUGCAUCUUUUGGAUGCGGUAGAUCAGUUUCUGACCGUUAAAGCUGACCACAUUGCAGAUAGGUCUAGAAAAGCAUGGGAAAGCAUUAUAGGUGCUCUAGUAAGUUCUUACAACAGAUUAUGCAAUGACAGUAACCUCGGAGCUUCUGAUGAAACCAAAAAGAUCUUAUUUUUUGCAAAACGAUACAAGUCAUCUUCACACGUGUUGUCGGCUGUUGCUGGUUAUUUGGAAAGCAAGUAUGGUUCUUCUUUGGAAGACACUGGGUGUAGAAUGUACCAUCCAGAACUUGAAGAAAUGACUGCAGAGGAAGUGGCAGCAUUUGGUGAUAAUUUGUGCCAUUCAGAGAAGGAGGUUCGAAUUUCAACUCUUAAAAUACUCUGUCACUACAAAUCAUUGGGUGAGAAAAAUUCCUCGAUGGAUCAGUCAGCUUCGAAGAAAAGGAAAAUCGAAGGUUCCAACACAAGAAAUAAAUCAGCUGCGAAGAAAAGGAAAAUCAAAGCUUACUCAACUUCCACUGUGGAUAACACAGGAAAUAAUCCUCUGCUGGUUCUACUGUCUAUUGAAACAACUCCAGUUUCAAAGGAUACUUGCAGAAGUAUCCAACGAUUGAUUUCCAAGAUACAGAUGGACUUAUCUGCUGGAAGGGUUAUUGAUGUUUAUGCACCUCUUGUUUUGAAUGGGUUAUUUGGCAUCUUGAAUAACCGAUUUAUGUCUAUCUGGAAUCCUGUAUUAGAAUGCCUUUCGGUCUUGGUUAGUUUGCAUUUUUCACUUGUGUGGGAUACCCUUACCGAUUAUCUGGAAAGAUGUCUAGCAAUAAGAGAGACCUCUAACAGUGCCGAUGGUGCAUCGUUUGAUCAGCCAGCUGGUUUACUCGGCUGUUUCCAAACAUUUGUCUAUCAUGAAUCUGAUAGCACUCCAUCCGUAACAAUAUUGACAUUAUUGCUGCAAGCCUUACAAAAAAUUCCAACUGUUAUUGAACCUCGCUCUUGGCAAUUCAUUCCUCUUUUUUUGAAGUUCUUAGGAUACAACACUCUUGAUCUUGCAAGUGUGGGAUUGUUUGAUUCUCAUGCUUGUAAAGGAAAGGAGUGGAAGCUGAUCUUGAAGGAAUGGCUAAACUUGUUGAAACUUAUGAAAAAUCCCAAGUCAUUUUACUUGAGCCAAUUUAUUAAGGAGGUUCUGCAAAAUAGGCUUAUUGAAGAAGACGAUCCUGAAAUACAGUUUAGAGUUCUGGAUUGCCUAUUAAUCUGGAAAGACGAUUACUUUUUACCAUAUACCGAGCAUUUGAGAAACUUGAUUAAUUUUAAAACUACAAGGGAGGAAUUAACUACAUGGAGUUUAUCCAAAGAAUCUAAAAUGAUUGAGGAAUCUCACCGAGCUUAUCUUGUGCCCUUGGUUAUUCGUCUUUUGAUGCCAAAAGUAAGAAAGUUGAAAGGACUUGCAUCUCGAAAGGAAGCAAGUAUUUCUCAUCGGAAAGCUAUUCUGAGUUUCAUAGCUAAACUUGAUAUCACUGAGCUGCCUCUUUUCUUCGCGUUACUGAUAAAGCCGUUGCAAAUAGUAGAGAAAACUGACGGGCUUGCUAACUUGUUUUGGACUUUACCUAUAGGUUGCACUAGCGAAUUUCAAGCGUCAUCUUUGUUAGAAUAUUUUACUUUAGACAAUAUUGCAGCCUUAUCCUGGAAAAAGAAAUACAGCUUCUUGCAUGUCAUAGAAGAUGUUGUUGACGUUUUUGAUAAAUUGCAUAUUAAACCUUUUCUUGAUUUACUGGUGGGUUGUGUUGUUCGAGUGUUGGAGAGUUGCACAUCAAGUCUUGACAACAUAAAACUGAAUGUGGCAGAAAAUCAAACAUUGAUUGGCAAUUCUUCAAAUCAGCUCAAGGAUAUGAGAUCUCUGUGCCUGAAAAUUGUUUCCUAUGUUGUCAAUAAAUAUAAGGAUCAUGAAUUUGGUUCUGAUAUGUGGGACAGAUUCUUUUCCUCUGUAAAACCCUUGGUUGAUAAAUUCAAACAGGAGGCUGCCAGUAGUAGGAAACCAAGUUCACUGCUAUCUUGCUUUCUGGCCAUGAGUGCAAACCAUAAACUGGUAUCACUAUUAUGUCGGGAAGAAAGUCUCAUACCUGAUAUAUUUUCCAUUGUUUCCGUAAAUUCAGCUUCUCAAGAUAUUGUAGACUGCGUUCUAAAGUUUGUCGAGAACUUGUUAAGCCUUGACAAUCAGUUGAAUAAUGAAGACAGUUCUGCCCAUAGAGUUUUACUUUCAAAUAUUGAAGUGCUAAUCGACAGCAUUUGUUGUUUAUUUGAAAGUGAUAAUGCAUCCAAGAGAAAACUGAUCAAAUCUCCUGGAGAGACAUUGAUUAGAAUUUUCAAAUUUUUACCCAAUUACAUCAAGGAGGCAGAGUUUGCCAAGAGGUUUGUGGGCAUACUGCUUCCAUUUUUGGAAAUGAAGACACAAAGUUCUGAUGUUUGUAUUGAAGUCUUGCAAGUCAUUCAAAACAUCAUACCCAUACUAAGAAAUGGAAGCACCAAUAAAAUUUUGAGUGCUGUUUCUCCUUUAUAUAUUUCGGCUGAGUCGGAUAUGCGUUUGAGGAUAUGUGAUCUCCUUGAUGUUCUUGUUGCAUUUGAUGCAUCUGUACUCUUGGUGGCCAAACUUCUUCGUCAGCUGAAUGCAACAUCUAGUUUGGGUUGGCUUGAUCAUGAUGUUAUUUUGGAUGCCUACAAAAACAUCAAUACCGAUUUUUUUAGAAAUGUUGAAGUGGAACAUGCAUCACUUAUUUUAUCACACUGUGUGCUUGACAUGUCCUCAGAAGAAACAACUUUUGUUUAUAAUGCUCAGAGUACAUUGCUAUCUUUUGUUGAUUUUUCUGCAUUCAUCCUUUUACAAGAGGUAAGCAGUGAGCAUGAGUUGUCUUUAACGCAAAGCACUCAUAGUUGUUGGACAAAAUCAUGCAUCCAGCGUAUUACAAAGAAAUUUCUCUUGAAGCAUGUGGCAGAUGCCAUGGAUGGACCACUCUCUGUUAGAAAGGGAUGGAUGAAGUUGUUAAGUCAAAUGGCUUUGAAGCUUCCAGACGUGUCAAACCUUAAAUCACUCACAGUUCUGUGCAAUGAGGACGGUGAAUCAAUUUUUUUUGACAAUAUAGCCGAUCCAGUGAUCCGUAAGAGAGUGAAGGCAUUGUCGCUGUUUAGAAAUGUAAUCAGUACAAACAAAUUAUCAGAGUUUAUCACUGAAAAAGUGUUCAUGCGACUCUUCUUCAACAUGUUGUUUGAUGAGAAAGGACAGGUUGACCAUAUGAAAACUGCAUGCAUCGAGACCAUUGCUUCUGUAGCUGGUCAGAUGGGAUGGAAGUCAUACUAUGCACUAUUGGACAAAUGUUUUCAGGGAGUAUCCAGGAGUCCAGACAAACAGAAACUCUUUAUACGCCUUAUCUGUUCUAUUUUGGAUAAAUUUCACUUUUCAGAACUUUCUCACACUGAAGAACCUAAGAAAGCUUUGGUUGGUGUUUCUGACAUGGGGAUAAGUGACGUUGUUUCUUCAGUUAAUUUAGGAAACUUUGGUGCGUCUAAUAUAAACGGAGAUAUACAGACGUGCCUCUAUAAAGUUGUGCUUCCUAAAAUACAAAAGCUGAUGGAUUCUGAUUCAGAAAAAGUCAAUGUAAAUAUCAGUCUUGCUGCAUUGAAACUACUCAAGUUACUUCCAGCUGAUGUGAUGGACACAUAUCUUCCAACAAUCGUUCAUCGAAUUUCAAACUUCUUAAAGAGUCGUCUAGAAAGCAUUCGUGAUGAAGCUAGGUCUGCAUUGGCUGCUUGUUUGAAAGAGCUUGGAUUGGAAUACUUGCAAUUCAUUGUUAAGGUUUUGCGAUCUACCCUAAAGCGAGGAUAUGAACUUCAUGUCCUAGGAUACACAUUGAAUUUUAUUUUGUCCAAGUGUCUCUCAAGUGCAGUUAGUGGAAAGAUAGAUUACUGUUUGGGGGAUCUCCUUUCUAUCAUAGAGAAUGACAUUUUUGGAGCUGUUGCGGAACAGAAGGAGGUGGAAAAGAUAGCUUCAAAAAUGAAAGAAACAAAGAAGAAAAAGUCAUUUGAGAGCUUGAAAUUGGUGGCCCAAAACGUAACAUUCAAAAACAAUGCGCUAAAGCUGCUUGCACCAGUGACUACUCAUUUGAAGAAACAUGUCACGCAAAAUAUAAAAGGAAGAUUGGAAAAUAUGUUGCAUAGUAUAGCUGCUGGUAUUGAAAGCAAUCCAUCUGUAGAUCGGACCGAUCUAUUUGUCUUUAUUUAUGGCAUUGUUGAGGAUGGCUUAAAGAAUGAAAUUGGUUGGCAUGAGAAUAAGUUGACAAAAAUGAAACAUAAGGAUAGCCGUACUAACGCUAAAAGAAUUUUUUCAGGCCGUGUAGUUGCUAGUGGCUUAUUAUGCUCACAUCUGAUAACAGUGUUUGGUAUCAGAAUAUUACAUAAACGUAUGAAGGGUUUGAAACAGGAUGUAAAAGAUGAAAAUACCUUAUCCUUAUUAGAUCCUUUUGUCAAGCUAUUAAGUGAUGGUUUAUACUCGAAGUACGAGGACAUAUUGUCUGCUUCCCUUGGAUGCCUUACUGUACUGGUAAACUUGCCUUUACCAUCUCUUCAAGUACAUGCCGAGAGAAUAAAGUCUGCUGUACUGGAUAUUGCCCAAAGUUCAGUGAACUCUAUCAGUCCUUUAAUGCAGUCAUGUUUGACAUUGCUGACUACGCUUUUGAAAAACACUGAAAUUUCUCUCACCCCAGACCAAAUACAUAUACUAAUUCAGCUACCAAUAUUUUUGGACUUUGAAAGAAAUCCAUCUUUGGAGGCCCUUUCACUUCUAAAGGGUAUUGUCAACCGCAAGCUGGUUGUACCUGAGAUAUAUGAUAUUGUUACUAGGGUUGCUGAAUUGAUGGUGACAAGUCAAGAUAAACCUAUUCGCACGAGAUGCCGUAAAAUUUUGUUGCAAUUUUUGCUGGAUUAUCGACUUUCACAAAAGCGCUUGCAACAACAUCUUGACUUCCUGCUCUCAAAUUUGAGGUAUGAACAUUCGACUGGGCGGGAAUCUGUUCUUGAAAUGAUUCGUGAUAUUAUAGGAAAAUUUCCAGGAAAUGUUUUGGACGAGCAAUCACAGACAUUUUUUCUCCAUUUGGUGGCUUGCUUGGCAAAUGAUAAUGAUGAUAUUGUCCGUUCUAUGAGUGGGGCUGCUAUAAAGAUGCUCAUUGGUUCUGUUAGUACCAAAUCACUUGAAUCUAUUCUUAAAUAUGCUCUUUCUUGGUAUUUGGGUGGCAAACAGCAACUCUGGGGUGCAGCCGCACAGGUUUUGGGGAUGCUGAUUGAGGUAGCGAAGAGUGAAUUUCUUAAAGAUAUAGACUGUAUGCCUUUAAAAAAGAAAGAAAGACCUAUAGACUGUAUCUUGCCGGUGACUUGUCGCAUCUUGCAGUCUGCUAUACAUGCAGUCACAAACAGGCAAGAGAGCUUUGAGUCCGAAUCCACCAUUCCACUUUGGAAGGAGGCGUACUAUUCUUUAGUUAUGCUAGAGAAGAUGAUUCAUCAAUUCCAUGGCUUAUGCUUUAGCAAGGAUCUAGAGGAUAUAUGGGAAGCAAUAUGUGAGAUAUUGUUGCACCCACACUCGUGGUUACGCAACAAAUCAGGUCGUCUCAUAGCUCUAUACUUUGCUCGUGCAACAGAUGCCAACAGAGAAAAUCAUCAAAGCUCCUUAAGUAGCUAUUUUAUGAUGACUCCUAGUAGAUUAUACCUAAUAGCCACUUCUCUUUGCUGCCAAUUGAAAAUGCCACUCAUUGAUGAUGCUGACAGCGACCUGAUGACCCAGAAUAUUGUCUUUGCUAUUCGUGCUGUCUAUUCUUUAAUGGGGCAAACUGCCAGCAUUGAUCCAUCUGCAUUCUGGUCUACUCUUGAGCAGAAUGAGCAGAAUCGAUUUAUCAAAGCUUUUGACUUGAUUAAUGCAAGAAAAGGAAGAAGCAUGUUCGUGUCUUCAUCACUUACCUCCUCUAUAUGUGAAGACAAUAGUCAACUUAAUGUUAAGAACACCCAACAUAUACUUGUAUCGUUAUUGCUCAAGAAAAUGGGCAAAAUUGCUCUUCAAACAGAUGCUAUUCAGACUGAAAUAGUCUUCAACAGUUUUGGGAAACUUAUGGCACAGAUACAGAUUAGUAGUAUGGAUGACUGCCUGCACUAUGCACAUGUAGUCCUGUUACCUCUGUAUAAAGUUUCUGAAGGAUUUGCUGGAAAAGUGGUAGCUGAUAAUCUCAAAAAGUUGGCAGAAGACACCUGUGGGAAAAUAGAGAAUAUUAUGGGCACUCAAAACUUUGUGCAAGUUUAUAACCUUAUUAGGAAGAACCUCAGUUUAAAAAGAAAUAAGAGGAAACAAGAAGAAAAGCUCAUGGCUGUUAUUAAUCCGAUGCGAAAUGCCAAAAGGAAAUUGAAAAUUUCUGCCAAGCAUCGUGCCAACAAAAAGAGAAAAGUUAUGACUUUGAAGAUGAGGAGAUGGAAUCGUUGAUUGAUGGAGGGGUCAUGGUUUUAGUACAACCAAGAAUCUUACCAUCUUAUAGAGAUUCAUUGUGAUCUGCUUGUUUGAGGAAAAACAAGUGGGUUCGUAGUUUUUUGAAGAUCACGAGCAAAUUGGUAGACAAUAAUGUGUAUGUCUCAGGAGGAAGACUUCCAAAGUAUGUAUUCUGAGUUUUCUGCGUGAAGUGUUUUGGGUAAUUCCAAGUCUUAUCGUUGUACAUUUUUAAGGAUUGGAAAAAAGAAGUACAAAUGGAUAGCACAUGGAGGAGAAUAUUAUUUAACAGAUUUUUUGACAUUCUUUUCUUAAACCUCCCAGUGUAUCCUUAAUUUUUGUAGUGAAUGAAAAAUAGGCACUUAGUUUUGUCCUAAUAGAAUGUAAAACAUAUUUUAUUGAUAAAUUUUACUUUAAUGAUAUAUAUUUUAAAAUGUA